GCGGCGGGAUAGUCCAGGCCCCUCCGUCAAGCUUGCGGUUUGGGAAGAAAAGGCGAUGCCUCCGCCAAGAAAAGAGCGAGCGCGGCCCCCUCCCCCUCCGCCGAGCCCGGGCGGCGGCGGUGGCGGCACUUCUAACGCGCGGGCACCCGGGCCGCCGCGGCCCCCGCAAACUACGCCCAGGCUCGGCCCCCGCCGCUCAUUGGCGCGGGCCGGAGCCAGCGCACCCAGACCCUGCGCUGCCCUCGGCCGGACGCGCGCGGAGCCCCAGCUGCCCAGGCCGACGGCGCCCGGCCCGAGAGCCUCGACGCCGAGCCGCCCUCGCCUCCUCUGCCGGGCCCAACGCAGGGAGCGGGGCGAACGAGCAGGCGCGGCUGGCGCCCCGCGGCCCGGGCGCCCCCGGCCCGGCGCCCUCGCCACCGCGCCGCCUCAAGGCCGCCCGCUCUCCGCAGGUGGCCGCGGGCCCGAGCAGCGCGGCCAUGGGCCGAGGCGUGCGCGUGCUGCUGCUGCUGGGCCUGCUGCACUGGGCCGGGGGCGGCGAGGGCAGGAAGACCUGGCGGCGCCGCGGCCAGCAGCCACCCCCGCCGCCGCCCCCGCCGCGGGCCGAGGCGGCGACGGCGGCUGGGCAGCCGGUGGAGAGCUUCCCGCUGGACUUCACGGCCGUGGAAGGCAACAUGGACAGCUUCAUGGCACAGGUCAAGAGCCUGGCGCAGUCCCUGUACCCCUGCUCGGCACAGCAGCUCAACGAGGACCUGCGCCUGCACCUCCUGCUCAACACGUCGGUGACUUGCAACGACGGCAGCUCGGCCGGCUACUACCUGAAGGAAUCCAAGGGCAGCCGGCGAUGGCUACUGUUUCUGGAAGGAGGCUGGUACUGCUUCAACCGGGAGAACUGCGACUCCCGAUAUGACACCAUGCGGCGCCUCAUGAGCUCCAAGGACUGGCCGCUCACUCGAACAGGCACGGGGAUCCUGUCCUCCCAGCCAGAGGAGAACCCCCACUGGUGGAACGCCAACAUGGUCUUCAUCCCCUACUGCUCCAGCGAUGUCUGGAGUGGGGCUUCAUCCAAGUCUGAGAAGAACGAGUACGCCUUCAUGGGCGCCCUCAUCAUCCAGGAGGUUGUGCGAGAGCUCUUGGGCAAAGGGCUGAGCGGGGCCAAGGUGCUGCUGCUGGCAGGGAGCAGCGCGGGGGGCACAGGAGUGCUGCUGAACGUGGACCGCGUGGCCGAGCAGCUGGAGGAGCUGGGCUAUCCAGCCAUCCAGGUGCGGGGCCUGGCUGACUCUGGCUGGUUCCUGGACAACAAGCAGUACCGCCGCACAGACUGCAUUGACACCAUCACCUGCGCGCCCACGGAGGCCAUCCGCCGGGGCAUCAGGUACUGGAAUGGGGUGGUCCCGGAGCGCUGUAGGCGCCAGUUCAAGGAGGGCGAGGAGUGGAACUGCUUCUUUGGCUACAAAGUCUACCCAACCCUGCGCUGCCCGGUGUUCGUGGUACAGUGGCUGUUUGACGAGGCCCAGCUGACUGUGGACAAUGUGCACCUCACGGGGCAGCCGGUGCAGGAGGGCCAGUGGCUGUACAUCCAAAACCUGGGCCGUGAGCUGCGGAACACACUCAAGGACGUGCCGGCCAGCUUUGCCCCCGCCUGCCUCUCCCACGAGAUCAUCAUCCGAAGCCACUGGACAGACGUCCAGGUAAAGGGGACCUCGCUGCCCCGGGCACUGCACUGCUGGGACAGAAGCCUCCAUGACAGCCACAAGGCCAGCAAAGCUCCCCUGAAGGGCUGCCCCAUCCACCUGGUGGACAGCUGCCCCUGGCCCCACUGCAACCCCUCUUGCCCCACCAUCCGGGACCAGUUCACGGGGCAGGAGAUGAACGUGGCCCAGUUCCUGAUGCACAUGGGCUUCGACGUGCAGACAGUGGCACAGCAGCAGGGCCUGGAGCCCAGUAAACUGCUGGGGAUGCUGAGCAGCGGGAGCUAGGGCCCCGCCCACCUGCCCUCCAGGCCCUCCUGCCCUCCUAGGGCUGCAGGGCCCCGGCCAUCCCCAUCCUGGGUCUGGAUGCCCUCCCCUGGCAGCCUUCACUGCCUCUUUCCCACUGCCUCUGGGAGGCCCAGCCUGAGAUGGACCCACCGUCAGCCCAGCUGUGGCCCUGGGCCCCCUCCCAUCCCUCCCUCCUGACUCCCGCCUCCAGCCCACAGUGGGGAGUCAGAAGCACUGGAUUCCUCAGCCCCCAGCCCAGAAGGCCCCGCCCCA
This is a messenger RNA of Delphinapterus leucas (beluga whale), 2249 nucleotides long. RefSeq names its product notum, palmitoleoyl-protein carboxylesterase (gene NOTUM). Gene Ontology annotation, biological process: negative regulation of canonical Wnt signaling pathway; protein depalmitoleylation. Gene Ontology annotation, molecular function: palmitoleyl hydrolase activity. NCBI's taxonomy places the organism in Eukaryota, Metazoa, Chordata, Mammalia, Artiodactyla, Monodontidae. The record is from RefSeq and is a predicted model, not a curated record.